GCAGCGCUCCAGCACUUCCACAACCCUCUUUACUCCAGCCCCAGUCACGAUGUACACCUUCACGCUCCUCGCCAACCUCCUCCUCGCCUCGGCCGCUCUCGCGCGCCCCUCGUCUCGUCUCGGCGAGCGUCUUGCUCGUCGCAGUGAGGGUCGCCAGUCGCAGCCCGUCCUCAAGGUCGACGGCACCAACGUCUCGAACGAGCAGUACAGCGAGAACUGGGCUGGCGCUGUCUACGCGUCGGGUGAUGGCACAUACACCGCCGUGACGGGCACGUUCACCGUUCCCACUCCCUCUGGCUCGGACGGCGCCGCGUCUGCCUGGGUUGGCAUCGACGGCGACACCUGCUCGAACGCGAUUCUCCAGACUGGCGUUGACUUCACCAUCAGCGGCGGUGACGUCUCCUACGAUGCCUGGUACGAAUGGUACCCCGCGGCGUCCUACGACUUCUCCGGCAUCUCCUUCUCCGCCGGCGACGUCGUCAAGCUCACCGUCACCGCAUCCUCCACGACGUCGGGCACCGCCGUGAUCGAGAACACGACGUCGGGGCAGACCGUCACGCAGGACAUCACGUCCUCCUCCGCGCUCUGCGAGGAGAACGCGGAGUGGAUCGUGGAGGACUUCGAGGAGGGCAGCUCGCUCGUGCCGUUCGCGGACUUUGGCACGGUGACGUGGACGAGCGCGAGCGCGACGACGGGCAGCGGAAGUGUGACCCCGAGCGGCGCGACGGUUAUGGAUAUUCAGCAGAACGGGCAGACGCUCACGCAGACGACGAUCAACAGCGAUGGGUCUGUGACGACCAAGUACGUCUGAGCUGGGAUCGGGAGCCGAUGCCUUCGUGGUGUUGUGUGUCGGAUAAGCGGAUGUAGAAAAAUUGCAGAUACCGGUUUCCAGCACGGGUGUAUGUCUUGUUGUUACUGAUGUAUUUCUCAUUGGACCGCA
Coniophora puteana RWD-64-598 SS2 is the source of this 940-nucleotide messenger RNA. RefSeq lists its product as uncharacterized. The transcript has 3 exons. Gene Ontology annotation, molecular function: glutamic-type endopeptidase activity. NCBI's taxonomy places the organism in Eukaryota, Fungi, Basidiomycota, Agaricomycetes, Boletales, Coniophoraceae. The record is from RefSeq and is a predicted model, not a curated record. The coding region runs from base 50 to 811 and encodes 253 amino acids. Gene Ontology annotation, biological process: proteolysis.